Molecule: messenger RNA, 688 nt
Organism: Styela clava
Lineage: Eukaryota; Metazoa; Chordata; Ascidiacea; Stolidobranchia; Styelidae
Source: RefSeq, a predicted model, not a curated record
GGAACUGACUGCACAUCACAAAGGAUAUUUUGAAUUUAGGCUUUGUCCAUGGAACAAUGUUGCUGUACCUAUUACACACGAAUGCUUAGAUCAGUAUGUCUUGGCAAAUAAUAAAGGUAGUACUCAAUGGAUGGUUCCAACUUCUACAGGUGGCAGUUCGCAAUACUUUGAUGUUACGCUGAAGUUACCGGAGGAAAUCGAAUGCGACCAGUGCGUUCUACAGUGGAAGUACAAAGCAGGGAACACCUGGAAUUGCGAUAGUGACGGCGAAUGUUGUUCAGGAUGUGGACCACAAGAAGAAUUUUAUGGUUGUGCUGACAUAGCUAUUGGAACAGGGGCCACUUUUCCUCCUCCUGGAUUCACGAAUUCUACUCAAACUGCUAAGACUACAACAACAAAGAAUCCAAGCACUACUACUCAGUCAAUACUAACAACAACAACAACAACAACAGCCGUACUGACCACUGCGAGUCCAAUAGUCACAACUGAAGACGGUUCUACAUCAGGAGCUUGUCCUGGAGGAGAACCUGGGGAACAGUACUUGUAUACUUGCGAGUCAUUCUACAUUUGUGACGGAUCAAAUCAAGUGAUAUACAACUGUCCUCCCGGUACUGUUUUCAAUGAAGAAUCAAGUUUAUGCGACUAUUCUUUUAAUUCACCGCCUCCAUGUGGAACAAAAACCACAUGA